AUGGUGGUAGUGGAGGAUGCCUCUACUCGCGGGGAAAUUGAGCGGUUGCGCGAUGCAGGAGAGCUGGCGGAGUUGCAGCAGCGCCUGCAAAAGAGAAUCCAAUUUGGCACCGCUGGUCUCCGGGGUCGCAUGGCAGCGGGCUUCUCUUGCAUGAAUUCUUUGACUGUUAUUCAGGCAUCGCAGGGUCUGGCGAUGUACUUGAAGAAGCAUCAUGGUGAUAUUGCCUCCUAUGGCGUCGUCAUUGGCCAUGAUGCCCGCUACAAUUCCGCCAAGUUCGCCGCUCUGGCAGCAAAUGCUUUCAUCGCACAGAGGAUCCCGGUCUGGUUCUACUCCGAGCCUUCUGUUACGCCGACGGUGCCUUUCGGUGUAACCCAACUGCAUGCUGCUGCAGGCAUCAUGGUUACGGCAAGCCAUAAUCCAGCACAAGAUAAUGGUAGGUUGCCAUGGCUUGCUCCUCGACAGCCGGACCGUAUCACUGACGGACGUGGCGAACAGGUUACAAACUAUUUCAAAAAUGGCGCCCAGAUCAAUACCCCCAUGGAUGUGGAGAUAGCUCGAUCUAUCGAGGAGAAUCUGACACCCUGGCCCAACGCUUGGAAAGACUUGCAGCCCGGUGAAUAUUUGCGCCCCAAGGCGUACGACAAUCUCCUGCCACACUACAACACAGCAGUAUGGCAAUACGCUACAUACACAGUGCGGGAAUGGAAGCAGCCACAGCCAUUUGUGUACACUCCUCUGCAUGGUGUAGGAGGCCUGGUAUUCCCCAGCUUGUGCCGUUCCGUUGGUAUCAAAGAUUUCACUGUCGUCCCAGAACAAGAAGAACCGAACCCCGACUUUCCCACGGUAGCUUUUCCCAAUCCCGAAGAGGUUGGAGCUUUGGAUCUCGCCAUGCGCACCGCGGAUCGGGAGGGCAGAGAACUGAUUAUCGCACAUGAUCCGGAUGCAGACCGCUUUGCGGCUGCUGAGAAGGUCAAUGGAUCGUGGUUCACUUUCACCGGAAACCAUUUGGGAGUACUGCUUGCAUCGCACUUGUUUGAUUCCUUGGAGACCAUCGACAGCGACACACGAAUCGCCGUACUCAACUCGACCGUCUCGACGUGCAUGUUGGAGAAAAUGGCAAAGGCAAAGGGGAUGCAUUACGAGGAAGCAUUGACCGGUUUCAAGUGGAUGGGCAACAUCGCGCGAAGACUCGAAGAACUCGGCUACUAUGUUCCAUUCGCCUUUGAAGAAGCGCUUGGAUACAUGUUUCCGGAAGUGUGCUACGACAAGGACGGUAUUUCCGCCGCCAUGGUGUUCUUGCUAGCCCAAGCCAAAUGGAAUGCUCAAGGACUCACCCCAUAUACGAAGCUUCAGCAACUCUUCAAGGAACAUGGGCACCACGAGACUCUCAACACCUACGUCCGAUCCACGGACCCAGAGCUCACCAUGGACCUAUUCCGAAAGAUCAGAUCUGGACAGUUCGGCGCCGGAAAGUCCUUUGGCUCCUUCAACAUCCAGCGAUGGCGAGACCUGACGGAGGGUUACGACUCGGGAACCGAGGACCACACGCCCACACUUCCGGUUGAUAAGAGCACCCAGAUGCUGACACUAUGGCUGGAUCGGGAAGUCAGAUUCACCAUUCGUGCAUCGGGCACAGAACCCAAAGUCAAAAUCUAUAUUGAGAGCAGCGGAGCAUCGCAAGACCAAGCCGUCGAGGCUGUCCGUGACACAUUCCUGACCGUUAUCAAAGAAUGGGUCCAGCCUUUUGCUCCAGCCAUGACGUACAACGAGCAACAGGUUACAUCCUCGGGCAUUAAGUUUCCGGUGAAAUAA
Aspergillus tubingensis is the source of this 1812-nucleotide messenger RNA. RefSeq names its product phosphoribomutase PRM15. Gene Ontology annotation, biological process: carbohydrate metabolic process; purine ribonucleoside salvage. The transcript is spliced from 8 exons. The coding region runs from base 1 to 1812 and encodes 603 amino acids. The record is from RefSeq and is a predicted model, not a curated record. Gene Ontology annotation, molecular function: phosphopentomutase activity; magnesium ion binding. NCBI's taxonomy places the organism in Eukaryota, Fungi, Ascomycota, Eurotiomycetes, Eurotiales, Aspergillaceae.